AUGUUAUUUAAAUCAUUAGUUACAUUUACUUUAUUAGCUCAAUCUUUAGCUGCUCCAGCUGUCCAUCAACAUCAUCAACAUGAAAAAAGAGCUGUUCAUGUUGUUACUAAAACAAAUGUUGUCGUUGUCACCGUGGGUGCUCAUACUACUACUUUCCCAGAAGUUUCAUUAGCUACUCCAGAUUCAUCAAUUUCAGUUUCUACAGUAUCUGAUGCUCCUCAAGUUGCUCCAAGUGGUGGUGCUUCAACUACUGAAACAGAUGUUCCAUCAUCAACCGAAUCUCAAUCAUCAUCAUCUUCAUCAUCAGUUGUUGGUUCAGGUGGUGCUAGAGGUGUUACUUAUUCACCAUACUCAGACCAAGGUGGUUGUAAAUCAGCUGGUCAAAUUCAAUCAGAAGUUGCUGCUUUAUCAGGUUUUGAUUUAAUUAGAUUAUAUGGUGUUGACUGUGAUCAAGUUGCUCAAGUUUUAAAAGCUAAAACUCCUUCACAAAAACUUUUUGCUGGUAUCUUUGAUGUUGCAAACAUCGCUUCAGGUAUUGAAACUUUAGCUUCAGCUGUUAAAGAAAAUGGUUCAUGGGAUGAUAUUGAUACCGUUUCAAUUGGUAAUGAAUUAGUUAACUCAGGUCAAUGUACCCCAGGUCAAAUUCAAGGUUACAUUAACACUGCUAGACCAUUAUUAAAAGCUGCUGGUUUUUCAGGUUCAGUUGUUUCUGUUGAUACUUUUAUUGCUACUAUUAACAACCCGGAAUUAUGUAAAUACUCAGAUUACGUUGCUGUUAAUGCUCAUGCUUUCUUUGAUGGUUAUUACACUGCUCAAGAUGCUGGUGACUGGGUCUUACAACAAAUUCAAAGAGUUUGGACUGCUUGUGGUGGUGAAAAACAAGUUUUAAUUACUGAAACUGGUUGGCCAUCAAGAGGUGAUUCAAAUGGUAAAGCUGUUCCAUCAAAACAAAAUCAACAAGACGCUAUUGCUUCAAUUAAAGCAAAAUGUGGUAGUGCUGCUAUCUUAUUCACUGCUUUCAAUGAUUUAUGGAAAGCUGAUGGUCCAUACAAUGCUGAAAAAUACUGGGGUUUCUUAUCAAACUAG
This is a messenger RNA of Insectozyma verbasci, 1086 nucleotides long. The record is from the annotation of a GenBank genome assembly. NCBI's taxonomy places the organism in Eukaryota, Fungi, Ascomycota, Pichiomycetes, Serinales, Debaryomycetaceae.